Yamadazyma jaroonii is the source of this 1206-nucleotide messenger RNA. NCBI's taxonomy places the organism in Eukaryota, Fungi, Ascomycota, Pichiomycetes, Serinales, Debaryomycetaceae. The record is from the annotation of a GenBank genome assembly.
AUGUCAUUUGAAGAUGUUAUCACCAGAGGUGAAGAUUUUUUGAAUGAAUAUCCUAGGCAAUAUACCUUAUGGAAUGUUGCUUCUCAUAUGGCAUGUUUAGGUAUGAUAGCGGGGUCGAAAUUUUUCCUUAAUUUACUAUAUAAACCAGAAGUUCAUAAUAUUGAAAACCUAGACAAUGCUUUAGCUAGAGCUCGUAAAGAAAAUAGAGGGUUAUUGACAGUUAUGAACCAUAUGUCUGUAGUAGACGAUCCAACAUUUUAUGCUGCAUUACCUUGGAGGUUCCAUUGGGAUAUUGAUACUAUCAGAUGGGGAUUUGGUGCUGAUAAUAUAUGUUUCUCAAAUAAAUUCAAUUCCUAUUUCUUUAAUUUGGGUAAAAUUUUAGGAUGUAAAAGAUUCGGGGUUGGUCCAUUCCAACCAAGUGUUGAUGCAGCUAUUAGAAUCUUAUCACCUGAUGAUACCUUAGAUUUAGAAUUAUUACCAAUACCAAGAAAUACCAAAACCAAAUCUAACUACAACUCAGUUAUAUUACAAGAAUUAAAUACCAAACCAAUUAUUGAUAUUGUUAAACCAAGUACUCCGGAAUUAAUGAGAAAAUCUCCAUUUAUAAGGACGAAAACCUCAUGGUUUCAUGUAUUUCCUGAAGGAUUUGUUUUACAAUUAGAAGAACCUCAUAGUAAUUCCAUGAGAUAUUUUAAAUGGGGAGUAGCGAGAUUAAUCUUAGAACCUACUAGAGCUCCUGUUGUAUUACCCAUUUUCAGUUAUGGAUUUGAAAAGAUUGCUCCAGAAGAUACGGCUGAUGAAGGAAUUUAUAGAUAUUUACCCAAUAAUAUGGGCUCAGAAGUUCAUAUUGUAAUUGGUAAAGAAGUUGAUGAUUCAAAGUUAGAAGGUUAUAGAAGUCAAUGGAGGAAAUUAUGUGAUAAAUAUAUUGAUCCUAAGAAACCCAAUGAUUUGUCGGAAGAAUUAAAAUCAGGUAAAAAGGCUCAAAAACUUAGAGGUGAAGUGGCUGCAACGUUAAGACAAUCAAUAUUAGAUAUUAGGAACACUUUAAAUUUCAAACCUGAAGAUCCAAGAUUCAAAGAUCCCGCCUUUUGGAAAGAAUAUACUUUAACUGAAGGGAAAUCAGACCCUUCGGUUAAAUUUAUUGGUAAGAACUGGGCUAUAAGAAGAUUUCAAAAGCAUUUGCCAGAAUAUAAUGAAGAAGAUUAA